Molecule: messenger RNA, 600 nt
Organism: Pistacia vera
Lineage: Eukaryota; Viridiplantae; Streptophyta; Magnoliopsida; Sapindales; Anacardiaceae
Product: dehydration-responsive element-binding protein 2D-like
Exons: 1
Coding region: 1-600 (199 amino acids)
Biological process (GO): positive regulation of DNA-templated transcription; response to stress
Cellular component (GO): nucleus
Molecular function (GO): DNA-binding transcription factor activity; transcription cis-regulatory region binding
Source: RefSeq, a predicted model, not a curated record
AUGGAGAGAUCUGAAGCAGCAAGUUCACAGAAAUCGGCAGCAGCAGAAGCAGCCAAGAAAACCAACAUAGGAAGAUCAAGAAAAGGCUGCAUGAAAGGCAAAGGAGGUCCAGAAAAUGCUAUGUGCACAUACAAAGGCGUCAGGCAACGCACUUGGGGCAAAUGGGUGGCCGAGAUCCGGGAGCCGAACCGCGGCGCCCGGCUCUGGCUGGGCACGUUCAACACUUCUCUUGAAGCUGCUGUAGCUUAUGAUGAAGCUGCAUGGAAGCUCUAUGGCCCCGAAGCGAAGGUUAACUUGCCAUAUAAUUGUCCUACUACUUCAGUUUCUGGUUCGGAUCAUGUUGUAAAGGGUUGUGAGUCUGUGGGCAGAAGUUUGUUUGUUGGGGAGUCUGGAGGUUCGAGUGGGAGUUCGGAGGAUGGUUUUGUGGAGGGGAGUUCGUUUUCUGGUUGGAUUGACGGUGAAGAAAAUCUGUAUUGGCCGCAGUUGCUGGAGGCAAACGAUGCAUUGGAGGUGAACCAUAUUGGGUUUCCGAUGAGUGAUUUGUUGGGUGGAGAGGAUUUUAAGGACUGGGAUGGGUUACAAUCUCCAUGGAACUUGUGA